AUGGUCGUGCGUAUCUUCACGCUCAAGAGCGACGGCAACGGCAUCCCGCACACGGUGAUGAUGCCGCCUGCCUUCUUCCGCCAAAUGCGGGCGUUGGAAGAGCAGACGUUGGCACUUACGACGGGUAGUCAGAUGCGAGCAAGCUGCAAGGGACGCGAUCCUUCCAUCUCCAGAGGCAGCAUUCGUUCAAGAGGAGUUUUCAGCACCAAGACUUUAGACAAGCUUGUUGUUAUUCUUACGGAGGAAGACGCGGACGGUCUUCCCACAACGAUCGGAAGACGCUCAGCUAAGCCAGUGCCUUUAGAAACAGCAGCCAAAGCCAUGCUGCAGCUCUGGAAGUGCUGUAUGCAGAUACUCGAGAUGCUCGUGGACGGUGCAACCCCCGAGCCAUCGCUAAGACAUACGAUAGCUCAGUCAAAGGAUGUAGCCAUUGCAGCUGCGAACGAGAAGCGACGUCAGCUCGAGCAGGCAACUUUAACGCUGCUGGUGCUGGUGAUCAGGAGACAAGAGUUUGAUGCUCUUCUUGUUGCGGUAAGCCACGGUGGGUGCAAGUAUCACACGCCUACAGAGGGCAUGAUUCGACUGACGAGUCGUUUGUCUCGCAACUCGCGUCGGUCGCGUCAUGGCUCCGCGAUUGUCAAUAGUGGCAACAGGUCUAUGCAAUACGUGACUUCAAUGCGUCAAUCAAGGAAAGAUAAACGAGGACAGGACCGCAAUGUCAGGCUUUGUGACUCGGUGCAUCGGUUCUUGGAGCUGCAUCUGUCGACGCUGCAGUAUGCAUUUGGGACGGUACACGGCCCUAUGGACUGCAGUGGAAGCAACACGGAAUAUGACCCGUUCGACCAGCACCAGGAGCUUUUAUCCGCGCUCGUUGCUACAUCUUAUAUGCGUGUACCGCGACUGCGCAGCCGUAUACUUGACAACCUGAGCAACAUGCUACCAUCAUCGGCGGGCAACAGUACCAACUCGGCUUCACUCUCAUCUGGUAAUUCUCGUGGACGCGGCAGGUCCAUGUUUGAAGAGAAGCUGCGUUUGACGCCGUUCAACUGGCACCACAGCAUGUACCCGCAGUGCCAGAAUCUUCUGACAAUUGUGAAUCGUGAAGAAUGUUGGGCUCCUGCAGCGCAAAUGUUGAACCAGCUGAUGGUUGACUCGGACGGCUGUAUGCUAGUUCUCGCGCAAAUUUUCGAGCAACUCAUAGGGCAGCAGGUUUUGGGACGUACUGAUUGGAUGAGUCUCCCUGGCGCCGAAGUGUUCAAGGAAGCGACGUUAGAGAUUACUAAGAGUCUCUUUCACACGGAACUGCAGCAACGGGAACCCAAAUGGCAAGACGAUGCGGAGGAGAAAGUUGUCAACAAAACUGCUUCGGCUCGCGAGAAGGACGUUUUACCUUUCCGCGAUUCAUUCUCUUUGAUGGAUGGAGGUUUAGAGGAAAUCAAUACGCCGACGGCCUACUUCGCUGCCCAGGUGACGUCAAUGAUGAACGAAAACGAAGGAUUUAUUCACGAGUAUUUGAUGGCAAUUCUUCGAUCCACCAACUACAUGUUGCCACAUCACGUCACUUUGUGUUUGCAGUACAUGGAGAAACUAAUGCUGGAAUUUCCACUUUUUUUCGCCAGCGAGCCUGCAGCACAAACUAUCGCGACCAUGGACACCUCGAUCCCGCAGAAUCAACCUCAACAGAGACACUUGUGUGCCGAUGUGGUGACACUACGCUACGUAUUUUCGAGCCUCCUGGAUUCAGAGCACUUUGAGAUCUUGAAGGCAACAGAGCUGUUUAUACUGAGAAACUUCAUGGGCCUUUCAGUUUCGUUGCAACUGCAGCUGAUGGACUUGUUUGCAUUGCACCUGAAGCGGCUUUUUGUUCAUUGGAAUCGCGACGUUCGGUAUUGCUUUUACCACAUCUUGCUGUAUCUGACAUUUUCGGGCAACCGCCUAGUGCUCGGGGCCAAAUCGGAUGAGGUUCUUAUGGGUUCGAAGGCUUCUCGGCUUUUCGACAUUCCUGGUCUUGUGCGAAUCGGGGACAUUGCCAGCUGGAACGCCUUUGACACCCCAUUAAUGGAAAUUAUCACGCGCUACUUGCAGAUAACCAAGCGUCGACCGCGUGCAAACCAACCACCUACUUGGGUGGACACCGUACCUGAAUCCAUGGUACUGCGUGCCGUGAACGAGUACAAGACCCACGUAAUAACGUACUUUGCCUAUGCGCAGCAGAUAUCGAUGCACCAGCGCGUACCUACCCCCAUCUUUUCCGUCAAGACUGGAGAAAAUGCCUCUGCAUCCGAUAGCCCUCGUACAGUGACAGUGCUAGCCUGA
This is a messenger RNA of Peronospora farinosa, 2316 nucleotides long. The record is from the annotation of a GenBank genome assembly. NCBI's taxonomy places the organism in Eukaryota, Oomycota, Peronosporomycetes, Peronosporales, Peronosporaceae.